AUGGAAAAAUCGCCUGUUGACCAUCCUACACCGAUGGAUGUUGAUAAUGGGGUUUCUUCUAGUGAUAGUCAAACCGGAUCCGUAGGAACCCUCGAUCCUGAGGUUUGUAAGGAUCUUGGAAACGAUUUUUUCAAAAAGAAAAACUAUAUUUCCGCGAUAGCGGAAUACACAAAAGCAAUCACUGCGGACCCGUUAAAUGCAACAUACUUCAACAAUCGGGCAGCUGCUUUUAUGUCCAAUGGUGACUAUCGAAUGGCGUUGGAAGACUGCAAGGAGGCAGAUCGUUUACAGCCGGGUGUCGACAAAACUGUACUCCGGAUGUCGAGAAUCCUGACCUCGAUGGGUCGGCCGAAGGAAGCACUCGAACUCUUGGAUACGUACUCGUUGUCUCGGAAUGGGCAGGCACCCAAAGGAAUAUCAACUUCGGAUAGGAGCCUUCCUCAGCAGAUGCUGUCGCAUAUCCAGAGCGCUGAAUCAUCACUAUUAAGCGGAAGCCGCUCGAUGACAUUGUAUGCUCUAGACCGUGCUGAACGGAUGCUAGGGAACGGUGCCGAAGUUCCAAAAAAGUGGCGCCUAAUGCGUGCGGAAGGAAACCUUAAAAUCGGGAAUGCAAACAGUCUCGGGGAGGCGCAAAAUGUUGUGAUGUCCCUGUUAAGGCAAAAUUCAAAAGACCCAGAUGCAUUGGUCAUGCGUGGUAGAAUUCUAUAUGCACAAGGCGAGAACGCCAAAGCGGCGCAGCACUUCCAGGAAGCGUUGCGGUGUGAUCCCGACUUUAAGGAUGCAAGGGUAUAUUUGAAGCGGGCGAAAGAGCUCGAUAAAAAGAAAGAGAUGGGUAAUGAAUCAUUCAAAAAAGGCGACUUUGAAAACGCAAGGAUAUUGUAUUCCGAAGCUCUGAGUGUCGACCCUGAGAACAAAGGCACGAAUGCAAAGAUCUACCAAAAUCGAGCGAUGACUCUUGCGAAACUUAAAUGUUACGAUGAUGCUAUAUCGGAUUGUGAUGCCGCACUGAAACUCGACCCUACUUACAUCAAAGCAAAGAGGACGCGAGCCAAGGUUCUCGGCCAAGCUGGUAAAUGGGAGGAGGCUGUCCGGGAGCUUAAGGCACUUUACGACUCGAACCCACAAGAUGGUACACUUCCGAAGGAGAUCCGACAAGCGGAGCUCGAGUUAAAGAAGUCGCUGCGAAAGGACUACUAUAAAAUCCUAGGUAUCGAGAAAGACGCAAACGAGCAGCAGAUUAAGAAAGCCUACCGGCAGAUGGCAAUCAAAUGGCACCCGGACAAGAACCCGGACAACCCGAAUGCUGAUGCUAAAUUCAAAGACAUCGGUGAGGCAUAUGAGACGCUAUCAGACAUGCACAAACGUGAUCGUUACGACCGAGGCCUUGAUAUUGAGCAGGAUCCUAACGAGAUGUUUGGCGGUGGAAUGGGCGGGGGGAUCGAUCCUAGCGUGUUAUUCGCUGCUAUGGGUAAGCUAUUUGAACCAUCCCUUUAUAACCGAGAAGACCUGAAUCCCAUCAAUCUAACUGCAACUCUGACUUAA
Orbilia oligospora ATCC 24927 is the source of this 1542-nucleotide messenger RNA. RefSeq lists its product as uncharacterized. Bases 1 to 1542 code for a protein of 513 amino acids. The record is from RefSeq and is a predicted model, not a curated record. The transcript has 2 exons. NCBI's taxonomy places the organism in Eukaryota, Fungi, Ascomycota, Orbiliomycetes, Orbiliales, Orbiliaceae. Gene Ontology annotation, molecular function: protein binding.